This is a messenger RNA of Sitophilus oryzae (rice weevil), 2754 nucleotides long. It is a transcript of the gene Fcp1, whose product is annotated as RNA polymerase II subunit A C-terminal domain phosphatase. The coding region runs from base 24 to 2540 and encodes 838 amino acids. The transcript has 8 exons. The record is from RefSeq and is a predicted model, not a curated record. Gene Ontology annotation, molecular function: RNA polymerase II CTD heptapeptide repeat phosphatase activity. NCBI's taxonomy places the organism in Eukaryota, Metazoa, Arthropoda, Insecta, Coleoptera, Curculionidae. Gene Ontology annotation, cellular component: nucleus.
UCGCGAGUAAACGUAAAUCCAAGAUGGCCGACGAAGUUGUGCGUGUGUCACAACAACAAACAAAACCGAUAAAAAUUAAAAAAUGGAAAAUUCGGAAAGGAAUUACGGUCUCCAUCGGCCGUAUUCUUCUAAUUUACGAACAAUUAGAGAACGGGAAGUCGGAACAGAAGAGAUUAAAGGCGUUACAGCCCGGAAUCAUACACCAGAUUUUAGCGAAAGAAGGAGAUGUGGUGCAACCUGGUGAAAUUUUGUAUGAAAUCAAAGCAUGUAAUCAUCCAACUAUUAUGAACGAUAUGUGUGCUGAAUGUGGAACGGAUUUGAGAAAAGAUGAGAGUCUUAAAACAACAGCUUCUGUUCCAAUGAUACACUCUAUUCCAGAUUUAAAAGUCAGUGAAGAGCAAGCUCAAAAACUUGGUAAAGCUGACAAUGAAUGCCUGAUAAAGGAUCGGAAACUUGUAUUACUUGUCGAUUUAGAUCAAACGUUGAUUCAUACCACACACGACAAUAUACCCCCAAAUAUAAAAGAUGUUUAUCAUUUUCAAUUGCAUGGACCUCAGUCACCAUGGUAUCAUACAAGAUUAAGACCGGGGACUCUGACUUUUCUGAAAUCAAUUUAUGAACUAUAUGAGUUGCAUAUUUGCACUUUUGGAUCAAGAAACUACGCACAUAUGAUUGCAAUGUUUUUAGAUCCAGAUCAAAAGUAUUUUGCAAAUCGGAUAUUGAGCAGGGACGAGUGUUUUAAUCCAACAAGCAAGAAGGCUAACUUAAGAGCUCUUUUUCCAUGUGGAGACAAUAUGGUUUGCAUUAUCGAUGACAGGGAAGAUGUAUGGUCGCACGCAAGAAAUCUAAUUCAUGUGAAACCCUACCAUUUUUUUCAACACACCGGUGACAUAAAUGCGCCCCCUGGUUUAGGCAAACAAGAAAAUGACGACAAAGAAGGCAUUGACUUAACGAAUUUAAUGAAUAAAACGAUCCAAAACAAUAGUAAGACUGAUUUAGAAGACAAUGAUAAUGACGCGAAGGAAGAUAAAACAGAAGCUGUUGAUAAAGAGGAAGAACCUGAUAAAGAAAAUACAAAAGACUCAAAAGAAAAUAAAGAUACAAAGGAAAAUAAAGAUACAAAGGAAAAUAAAGAUACAAAAGAAAAUAAAGAUACAAAAGAAAAUGAAGUGGAAUCAAAAAAAGAACCAGAAAACUCUGUAAAUAAAGAAAUUGACACUAAAGAAAGAGAAAAAAAUGGUUUACCUAUAUCUGAAGAUGUACAAAAGACAAAUGAGGAUGAGGACAAAGCCAAUUCCACAGAACAGAAUGAAUGUGUAAAAAAUAAUGGUGAAGACACAUCAACUGGUAACCAAAGUAAUAACAUAGAUAAAGAAGAAGAUCAAGAAGAAAAGAUGGCUAAUGAUGGUGAUGAUGGUCCAUUUAAAUCGUUUGAUAAUGCCUCUGUUAAAGUAGUACAAAGUGAAGAUAACUUUAUAGAAAUAGAAGAUCCCGAUGACUAUUUGAUAUAUUUAGAGGAUAUUUUGAAACGUAUUCAUACGACGUUUUACGAGAAAUUCGACACAAUGGAAGCUGGGAAAACUCCAGAUCUAAAACAAAUAAUUCCAGAUGUAAGAAGUAAAGUAUUACAAGAUUGUCGUUUGGUAUUUAGCGGUUUGGUAUCUACUCAUUCUAGUUUAGAAGAAUCGAAAGCAUAUCAAGUUGCUAGAAGUUUAGGUGCCGAAGUUCUAGAAGAUUUAUAUGAAUUUGCUACGCAUUUAGUAGCAGUCAGACCACGAACAGCUAAGGUUAAUGCUGCUCGACGGAUGAAACAUUUAAAAAUUGUUACGCCGGACUGGCUGUGGUCUUGCGCCGAACGAUGGGAACACGUCGACGAACGGAUAUUCCCUUUGAACUCGAAAGGUUCAAAAAACCGCCACCCUCCGCCACACUGCAGCAGUCCGGAACACGCGGUCACCUAUCCGGAACAUGAGACGCCGGCUACGCGAAAGAGGACCCCUAGCGGUCGCUUUAUGGACACUAUCAAUCCGCUGAUGUCAUUUUCAAGCGAUGAUAUAGCUAAUAUGGAUAAGGAGGUAGAAGAUAUUCUAGACGAUGAGUCUGAUGAUAGUGAUCGUGAAAAUGAAGUAUUUGCCAAAGCAGACAAUGAAGAGGAAGAAGAAGAAGAUACUGACGUGGAAGAAGCGAAAUUUGAGCACAUGAUGCAAACAGAAAUAUUAGGUGCAUAUGAUAAGCAAGAGGAUGACGGUGAAAGGGAAACUUGUCAGAUCACAGAUGAGAAAAGUUUAGCGGAUGAGAAAAGUUUAGAAGAGAAGGAGAGUGCGAAAAGGAAGCGAGAACGAGAAGAAGAUGAAAAUAGCCGGGAAGAUCUACCUAGUCAGAAAUUUCGUCGAGGCGAAGAUGUGGAUAACGAGCUGGACGAUCCAGAUCACGAUCCCGACGAUAACGACAGUGAUAGUUUCGAAGAGCCUGACGAAAACGACGACGGGGAAUGGAACAUGAUGGGCGCUGCGUUGGAAAGGGAAUUCUUGUCAGGCUAGAACAUCAUCAACUAUAAACUGUGUAAAAUUGUAUAGAUAGAGGUAGUCUACAAUAAAUAUAUGGUGUCCGCAGAAAUGUCUGCAUCAAAUGGGAUAUUUGCUUGAAGUACAUCUACUCAUUGCAUAAAACUAUAUUUUUUAGUUGUUUUAAAUAAAACUACAUAAGGUAAUCGCAAAACAAUUUCCGAUGGACGUGAUCAACUUUGAGUGACAA